Molecule: messenger RNA, 913 nt
Organism: Hemiscyllium ocellatum (epaulette shark)
Lineage: Eukaryota; Metazoa; Chordata; Chondrichthyes; Orectolobiformes; Hemiscylliidae
Product: serine/threonine kinase-like domain-containing protein STKLD1
Exons: 8
Coding region: 33-692 (219 amino acids)
Biological process (GO): protein phosphorylation
Molecular function (GO): ATP binding; protein serine/threonine kinase activity
Source: RefSeq, a predicted model, not a curated record
GGAAGGCGGGAAGGCCGUCGUCUGUCGGCGCCAUGGACAACUAUCAGAUUCAGAAAACAGAGCCCAGAGGCAGCCAUGGGUUCGUGCACAUCGUGAAGCGUAUUAGAGAUGGGACGACAUUUGCCAUGAAAGUGGUUGAAUGUAUGGAUGAGGCAACUGCCAAUCGUGCUAUGGAAGAAGCAAUGAUCAUAUUAAAACUGGAUCAUCCUAAUAUCUGCCAUUAUGAGGAGAUAUUUGUUUCUUGGGAUCAUGAGGUGUCAGCUGUCACAGUUUGUAUGGUCAUGGACUAUUCUCCUGUAGGAGACCUGGCUUCAGUCAUCCAGACCAAGAGACAGAUGAAGGGGAAAAUCAGAGAGAUGGUGAUAAAGAAUUUUCUGGGACAGAUGGUGGAUGGCCUUAUCUACUUGCAGUCCAAACAUGUGAUUCACAGAAACUUGAAACCAACUAACAUCCAAAUGCUAGCUGAUCUCUCAUUUACAAUAUGUGAUUUCAUCUUUCCAACAUUUGUCGGUGAUGAAGUUAAGUUCAAGAUAAGGAUGAAAGACUCUGCAAAGGUCUGGAUGGCUCCGGAGGCAUUGAAAAGGAGGCCAUUGGCGAAAAGUGACGUCUGGUCCUUAGGAUGUAUUUUGCUUGAGAUGAUGACAUGCAACAUGAUGGACGUACAAAAUCCUUUUCCACUUCAUUCUCUGUGACCUCCUUGGAAUUGCAUUUUAAAAGUCUUGUUCUGCCACCUCUGCUAGUGCUGACACUCCUUAGGAUGCUGGUCAAAGUGCUCUGACAUAUCCUUCUGUGUUUCCUGGCCUCCUGACUAUUAUCAGGGUGCGAUACUAUGCCCUUGACUUUCUUUUGAUGCCUUUUUUUGAAAUUACAAGAAGCUUUUAGAAUUGUCAGUAUUUAUCAGUCAGAAGUCACA